Meloidogyne enterolobii is the source of this 1122-nucleotide messenger RNA. Lineage: Eukaryota; Metazoa; Nematoda; Chromadorea; Rhabditida; Meloidogynidae. The record is from the annotation of a GenBank genome assembly.
AUGAGACGAACGACUAGCGGAGGUGCUUUUCCUUAUGAUCAACAGGAUAAUGAAAAUAAAGAUUCAUUGAAUGUCUCAUCUGAACCAAAUCCAUUGACGAGACGCCUAAAUGAUUUUAGGCUUCAAGAGAUUGGAUGUGAUGUUGCUUUUGUUGUUGGAGAGGAAAUGGAGAAACUAAAAGCACAUAAAUUAGUCCUUGGAGCAAGUUCUCCUGUUUUUCUCGCAAUGUUUUAUGGUCCUAUGGCCAGCGAUUCAUCACCAACAUCACUUCGAAUAAUAAAUCCAGCAGUUAAUGUUGAAAAUUCAAAUAGUAAGCAACAGGAAUCAACAUCUGGUAUUUCAAAUUUGCAACACAUCCAACCUAAAACAGCUCAUAUUGGAGGAGCAGAAGAAGAAGAAUAUGAAGAUGAAGAGUAUGAAGACGAAGAAUAUGAGGAAGAACCAGAUAAUCUCAGUAAUGAGUCUUCUCUUACUUCAUCUCUCGAAGGAGAACAUCAUUUACGCGGAGUUAAUGAUAUUAAAACAUUUCCAACUGUUGGUGUUGUUGGAACUACUCACAAUCCUGGAGUUGAUGAAGGAGGAAAUUUAAUACAUCGAAAUGUUCAUUCAGCAGAAAUCCCUCCACCACAACCUCCACAUUUUCAUCGUCAAAUUUCUCAUCCAUUUGAGGGUGGUUCAAUUGUCAAGCGACGUUUCUCAAUUUCUAAACCAAAAAACUUGGGUCAUAAAACAGUGCAAUCACAAGGAGAACAACAACAACAAUUAAAUUUUGAUGAGAAUUCAAUGAAAAUUGAGCUGGCUGUUAAAGGUCUUCAAAUGGUUAGAGUACCAGAUUGCGAGCCUAAAGCUUUUGCUAUUUUGAUUGAUUUUGUUUACAGUGAUUUUGACAUAAAAAACCUUUCAAGACGUAAUUUACUUAAUGAAGAGAAUGUAAUGAAUACACUUUAUGCCGCUAAAAAAUAUGACAUUCACCCGUUGGUGACAGAAUGUGUUAGAUAUUGUACUGCUAGAUUGACUGCAACAAAUGCCGUUUCUUUGCUAGCACAGGCACGGCUAUUGGAUGAAAAUACUCUGGUUGAACAGGUAUUUAUCCAAAGCAAAUAUCAAAGCAAAAUCAUCUAA